Molecule: messenger RNA, 1350 nt
Organism: Cryptomeria japonica (Japanese cedar)
Lineage: Eukaryota; Viridiplantae; Streptophyta; Pinopsida; Cupressales; Cupressaceae
Product: WAT1-related protein At5g07050-like
Exons: 7
Coding region: 1-1350 (449 amino acids)
Cellular component (GO): plasma membrane
Molecular function (GO): transmembrane transporter activity
Source: RefSeq, a predicted model, not a curated record
AUGGGGAUGUUUGAGCAAACAAAGCCUUAUCUAGCAAUGACGAUCUUGCAAUUUGCUUAUGCAGGCAAUUCCAUAAUGACCAAAAUUUCUUUGAACGACCGAAUGAAUCAUUUUGUUCUGGCAGUGUACAGGAACAUCUUCGCCACCAUAGUUUUUGCUCCUUUCGCUUUUUUUCUUGAAAGGCCAGUCAGUAAUAAUUUCUAUUACGUGGGUUUAGAAUUUUCUUCUCCCACAUUCGGGAGCGCUAUGUUUAACUUGGUUCCCGUUACCACUUUUUUUAUUGCUCUCAUCUUCAGAAUGGAGAAAAUACAAAUUCGGAAGAUACGCAGUCAAUCAAAAAUUGUAGGAACAUUAGUGUGCGUCAGUGGGGCAAUGGUGAUGACUUUCUACAAUGGACCGAUUGUUCCCAUGCCUUGGCAUUAUCACCAUCUGAAGACUCAUGAUCAUGGUAAUGAGGAUAUCUUCAAAGGGUGCCUUUGUUUAGUUGCAAUGAUCCUUUCUUGGGCUUCACUGUUUGUUCUUCAGGCUUGGGUUCUGAAGAGUUAUCCUGCACAACUUUCUCUUACCACUCUAGUGUGCUUGAUUGGCUCCUUACAGUCACUUGUAGUCACUUGGGCUAUUGAACGCCAUCCAUCUGUCUGGGCGCUUGGAUUCGACAUGAAGCUUUUGACGGCUGUUUAUUCUGGAGUGAUAGUUACAGGAGUUGGAUGUUAUCUACAAGGAUUGUGCAUGAAGACAAAAGGCCCUGUAUUUGCCACUGCAUUCUUUCCGUUGGGAAUGGUAAUUACAGCCAUCAUGGACUCAAUUAUUCUUCAUCAAAGAAUCUAUUUGGGCAGCGUGCUGGGAGCAGUGGUAAUAGUAAUAGGAUUCUACGGCGUUUUGUGGGGCAAAAUGAAGGACACAGAACAAACUCGUGAGGACGCAAACGUCGAUGAUCCCCUUGUUUCUGGGGUCUAUGGCCUGGUUCGAACAACGCUCUCCCUUUCAACUCUGGAUGGUGAUGUUGAACCCUCUGUUCCGCGUUUGUGGGGAUCCUAUAUGCUUUGUUCGUUGGUGAUGCAGACAGGUGGAUUUUCUGCCAGCGUGGAUGUUGUGGCUCAGUCGUGGAUUUUUAUGUUCUCGCCUGGCUGGUGGGCUCCGCUUAAUAUGCUCUAUGUUUGUUGUGCCUUCCCUACCCGGGUCGUAGAGAGACCUUUCUUUGGUUUCCGGUGUGAUGUGGGGCUCUUUCACUUGGCCUCCCAGGGGUUUGUGGUCAGUAAUGUUAGUUUGCCCUCUACCAUUUUUGGGCUUUUUGUUUCUAGUUCAUUUUAUUUUGUGUCGACUAGCAACCUGGCUCGUAAUCCUAUCUAG